UUUCAUUUUGCAAAGCCCUAAUCCUUUCAUUUUGUAAUAGCCCUAAUUUUUCAGCUGUUCUCCACUUCCCAUUCAUAUUCCAGACAUCAUCUAGCCAUCAUCUAGCCGGGAAUGCAGAAACAGCAAUUCAGAGGAAACAACCAAAGCAGUAAACAAGAUCCUCCUAAUUUCACGUGAAGGGGAAGAAGUGCUUCGAGUGGGUUUGAUUUGAGAUCAGGAGGAAAUAAUCGAUCUUAGCUAGGAUUGUUGGAACAAGUUUUGUCUGAUUUCGUUUUUCAGGAAGGAUAAAUAAUAAGUUGACAAUGAAACGAACGGUUAGUGAAGUGGAAAAAGUGAGUGAAAAAAAUACCGAAGCUUCAACUUCAAAAUCAUCCCAACCACCGCUGAAGAAGAGACGGGGUCCGACACGAUGCAAGAAUGUCAUAGACGCGAAAACCUUAUUCCCUUUAAGGGUUAAUAAGUUUGGACAGCCGAUCGGUCCUAGGAGUGGUACAUAUACUAAUUAUCUGGGAACACUUGCCCGGAAGGGUGAAUUAGCUCCUUUGUGCUACAAAACUUGGUAGGAGAUGCCUAAACGGCUGAAGGAGGAUAUGUUGAACAUUGUAAAGGGAAAAUAUAAUGUGGGAAUCAUGACAAAACAGUGGACAAUAUCCUCCAUAGGAAAAAAAUGGAGGGGGUAUAAGUGUGAGUGGAAAAAUGAAUACUACUCAAUUAGGGAUACAGAUGAAGAAAGAUUGGCAAACCCACCACCUAAUGUUGAAAAGGAGCAUUGGGAAUUUUUGGUUAGGCAUUGGGGUACGCCUAUAGCGAAGGAGGUCAGCAAAAAAAAUAAAGAAUGUCGUGGGAAGCAGAUAAUGAUGCAUACUACAGAGACAAAAAGCUUUGCACGUGUUUCUGCCGAGAUUGAGGAAGACGAAGGUAUUCAGCUUUCUCGUGCAGAUUUAUUCAUCCGCACACAUGUAAAUAAGGAUGGCAAAGCUACUAAUGCUGCUACUUCGGAGAUGAUUGAGGAGGCACAUGCUACACGUGUAGAGUUGCAGGAGACGAUUUCAAAAAUGCAAGCCGACUAUGACAACAAGUUAGAAAAUUUACGAGCCAAGUACGACGACAAGUUGAAAAAUUUACAACAACAGGUGGCUAUGCUAAUGCAGAUGCAAGAACAAAAUUGUAGUGGACAGGAUUCUGAUUCUUUAAAUGCUCCUCCUAGAGUAUCCCCAAAUCCAUUUUUUAGUUGUGAUGCCAAUUCAGUUAAGGAUAAUUCAAAUCAAAUGGGCAAGAAGACUUGUUGAAGUUGAAGUUAAAGUUGAAGAUGGGGUCGUGGCUGUGCUUUUUGAAUUUCCUUCGCCUUGGAUGGGUUCUUUUUGAAAAACUUGUAUUACAUUUGUUAAAAAUUCUUAAUUCUUUUUGUGUGACAUUUAAUACCUUUAUCUAGACAAUUUGGAUGGUAUUUUCAUAUUGGCAGGUUAACUUGUGGUUGUAUUAGUAUACAUUUUUUACUAACUUAACUUGUGGUGGUAUUAGUAGUCAAUUUCGAUGGUAUUUUUCAUAUUGGCAGGGUUAACUUGUAGUUGUUUGUAAAAACAAUUUGGAUGGUAUUUUUAUAUUGACUUGUGUUAGGAUGCAUUUAGUAGCCGUGAAGAAAUUUUUUCCAAAUACAAUAAUGGGAAAAAAAAAAUGUAAAUAAUUUUACCAAUGCUCUUUUAAGAAGCGUUGGCAUAGGGAAAAAAAAUAUUAAAAGAAAAAAAUUUCAAAUAACCCUUUACCAGCGCUUUUCCAAAAAGCGCUGGCAUAGGGGGGAAAAAAAUAUAUUAAAAAAAAAAAAAUUCAAAUAUUCCUUUACCAGCACUUUUUCCAAAAGCGCUGGUAAAGGCUCUUUACCAGUGCUUUUCCAAAAGCGCUGGUAAAGGCCUACCGACACUGGAUUUACCAGUGCUUUUAAAGAAGCGCUGGUUAAGUGCUGGUAAUUCAAUUACCAGCGAUUUUUAAGGCUUUUACCAGCGCUUUUGAGCGCUGGU
Cornus florida is the source of this 2015-nucleotide messenger RNA. RefSeq lists its product as uncharacterized. The record is from RefSeq and is a predicted model, not a curated record. Bases 567 to 1289 code for a protein of 240 amino acids. The transcript is spliced from 10 exons. Lineage: Eukaryota; Viridiplantae; Streptophyta; Magnoliopsida; Cornales; Cornaceae.